GACCCGACCGAUCUACGAGCGAGUAGUUCACACAAAUUCACUCGAGCUCGUACGCCGCUGGUAUUCGGCUUCUGUGUGGGGUAAAUCACAAGUGUGAACAUCUUGAAGGAACCGUAUAAAAGGCUGGCUGGCCGCUGGGACUGCCCCCCACUCACUCGCUAGCACUCAAGUCGAUACAACAAUCGUCCUCAAUGUUCACCCAGCUCGUCGCCUUGACGCUCGGCGCGCUGUCUUUUGCCAGCGCUGCGCCUUCUCGCCAGCAACUCUUCUCGGGCGGCUCGUGCGCCCAGGACGUGCGCCCGGCCUCCGAGGGUUUCAGCAACGUCCCCGAAUCAGGGAUGUACGAAAUCACCACGCCGAAAUUUGGGGGUGCUCUCUUGCACGGCUUCCAGAUCGGUAACCCGCUCGUCGUGAGUCGCGCCCUGCUGUACCCGGGACCUUUUGGCCAGUACGAAUUGUCCGUCACCAGGGACAACACGAUCCGCCUCAUGCACCGCGGACACAACACAGCCGUAGUGGUUGACAAGGACCAGUUCAUCUCUACCGCAUCCACUGGCAGGGCUACUCCUGACGAGUUUGACCUUCAAGAGACUGACACUGAGGGGCAGUAUGUCGUUUAUUCCACCGAACAUCGUGGCUAUGUUUGGACGCUGAACCCCUCCGACUCGGCUCUCGUAUCUCGCGUCACUCUGGCCCCGUUCAGGGGUCUGCCCUCCCAGCACUUCCGGUUCAGACGGUUGGACGAGUUCGUUCUUGGCCUGGAGCAUUUGCCUGCCAGCACUGGUCUGCGUUCGCCUGCCGCUUCUGUCUUCGGUAACUUCGACCCUAUCUCCCCCGGAAGAUACAGGAUCAUCGAUGGUGUGGUCGGUGGCCUCGUGCGCAGCUACGAGAUCGGGCAGGGCGCGUACACCUCAUCCGGGCGUGAUUACCCCGGGGAUUUCGCCUUGUGGGACGUUAUCGGCGACAACAACGCAGGCUACACUAUCACCAACGUUGGCCAGGGCCUCCCAUUGGUGUUGACUGACUCCAAGAACCUCGCGCCCAUCCCCGGUCUUGCUCCUGCCCGCUUCCGGUUUGUCACCCUGAUCAAGGGCCGUGUCUCCGUCUCCUUGAUCGGCGUCGAAGGAGUUUGGGGCCUCGACUCGAGCAGCGGAUACAUUCAUGCCUCGAUCGAGAUCCAAUCUCAGAGACAGGGUGAUGCCAAGCAAGUGUUCUUCUUUUCCCCCUCGUAAGCCUUGACGACAAUGUCCCCCCAUUGUACGUGAUCGGAGUACUUGCAUGGUCCCCGAUGUUGGUCAAAUGAAUCUGUGAAUGAAUUUUGCUCUUGGAAUAUUGUGGGGGGUCACGCGUCCAUGUGGGACAGUAUAGGAUGAGGGUCAGUGCAGCUCCUGAGAGAGCCAGCGCAAGAAACCGAGGGUCAUGAGGACAUGGCAACAUGAGUAGACCUUGAAGCAGUUUGCAAAACCUCUGCAAUCACCCCACAUAUGCCGACGUGAUGGGUACCAUUCGACGCACAACAUUUGAACAUCACCCACCUCAAUAAUCACCACCAACUUUCUUCCCUGUCUUGACCCAGCGGUGAUCCCAUGGGCUCCACAAAGAUUAGUUCAGGGAGUGGAGGGCCAAAAUAAGGGAGGAAGGGAUCAGCACAGCAGCACAACGGUUGGGGCCACGUCCUUCGAACUUGGCAUAGGGUUUCUAUAUGGUAUUAUAGUAUACGUAUUCAUGUUGUGUACAGAAGUCAGUAUACAAUUCACAUACCUAUAUACACAGUUUAUAUGGUUAAA
Molecule: messenger RNA, 1787 nt
Organism: Mycena citricolor
Lineage: Eukaryota; Fungi; Basidiomycota; Agaricomycetes; Agaricales; Mycenaceae
Source: the annotation of a GenBank genome assembly